Messenger RNA from Trypanosoma rangeli, 1260 nucleotides. RefSeq lists its product as uncharacterized. Bases 1 to 1260 code for a protein of 419 amino acids. Lineage: Eukaryota; Euglenozoa; Kinetoplastea; Trypanosomatida; Trypanosomatidae. The record is from RefSeq and is a predicted model, not a curated record. The transcript has a single exon.
AUGUGGCAUAACGGGGGAACGACACCUUCAGAGGCCGCGUACUACACCUCUGUGAUGCAUGACGCUUUGACUACGUUAGGCUCUUUGCAGCAGCAGCUUGAUAAAUUGGAUACUCAUGAGCAUGUGGAAGUCAGGGUUGCGCUUGAGACGAAGAUGAAUAAAGUUCUGCAGGAGCAUCUUCCUCGGUUAAUACAGCAGUUAUGGCGGGAGAUUUGCCUGGUUUUGACACCUGUUGCAUCGUCACAGGGCAGAGAUUGUAUAAUGCGGGUGGAACUUUGGGAUGAACUGGUCUAUCAGUGCGCCCAGCUUUCCUUUUUUAGAUCUAUUUACCAAUUCCUCACUGCAGUGAUUUCUGGACGGGUACUGACGAGUGCGUGUGACACUCCCACGAAGGACCACUGUAUUAAGUGGCUUAUGAAGGAACGAGAGCAUAUAUGGGAAUCGGCGGAGGGUAGAUAUAUAUGUGAGUGGUUGCGUGGGUUAGUGAAAAACACACUUCCUGCCGCAGUGGAUCUUGAGGAAAACGAAGUUGUGCGUCUGCAUCAGUUAGCAGAAAGUGUUGCUCUGAGUAAGGAUGCCUUAUGGGAGCCUUGUUCAGAACGAAUACAACAACAUUCUUUUGAAUUUGGUGCACACCCUACAUUUAUAGAGACAAAUAGAGAUGCGAUUAACGAGGAACAUAUACGACAGGAGUAUCUGAAGUUUUUACGAGCGGCCUGUACUGAUUUGGCGGAAGACCUCCUCUCCCUUGUAAGGCAGAAGGGGUUCUCACAGUCACCUUUCCCUACUGAAACUCAUGUGGGGAUUGAAACUGUCACGAGUGGAAAUGAGGAAAGAACUGGAGCAGUUGAUUAUUGUAAUGGCAGUGGUGGCGUGGGGCCGUUUGCAGCCGCUGCUCUGAUAGCGGGUGACGAUCGCUGGGCGUUCUUCCGCAUCCACCCAAAUGACGACCCGACACUCACUGUUGAGGAAGUUGCUGACCAAGUUCGUGCCUUUUAUGAGAUCUACAAUUCCGCCAAGACUCCACUGGCAUCUAUACUUGCAGAGGGAUACGGCGACGAUUAUGCAGAUCUUUUUGAUUCCCUGGAGCUCCACUACUUUAUUCCUAAGGUGUCAAACGUAUCGGUGGAAGAACUGUGUAUUGCGCCUGACGCGUUUGACAAUCCACCAAAAGAAACAAGCGUUCAUGUUCAUGGGGAACCGGUAGUAGCAGCGGGCGUUGAAGGUGGUGCCCGUGGCGGUACCUGCCUGUCCAUGUAA